Molecule: messenger RNA, 1638 nt
Organism: Falco peregrinus (peregrine falcon)
Lineage: Eukaryota; Metazoa; Chordata; Aves; Falconiformes; Falconidae
Gene: CXCL14
Product: C-X-C motif chemokine ligand 14
Exons: 4
Coding region: 227-523 (98 amino acids)
Biological process (GO): antimicrobial humoral immune response mediated by antimicrobial peptide; cell chemotaxis
Cellular component (GO): extracellular region
Molecular function (GO): chemokine activity
Source: RefSeq, a predicted model, not a curated record
UUAAUGAGCCGGGAGCCAGGGCAGCGGGAGCGGUUUUAAAGGAGGACGAGGGGCAGCAGGCGGCAGAGCGCAGGCAGCGGCAGGCAGCGCCCGCACCGCCGGGAGCCGCUCGCUGCUGUCCGCCCCCCGCCACAUCCCGCCCCGGGGACGGGGGCACCGGGGGACCAGCCCAAGGGGCACGCACAUUUAAACCCCCGGCGUCUCUUUAGGUACCUGCUGUCUCGCCAUGAAGCUCCUGACAGCAGCUUUGCUUCUGCUCUUCAUCGCCAUGUGCUUAGCCAGCGCGGAAGGCGUAAAGUGCAAAUGUUCGAGAAAAGGUCCUAAAAUAAGAUUCUCUAAUGUACGGAAGCUGGAAAUAAAACCGAGGUACCCGUUUUGUGUGGAAGAGAUGAUUAUCGUGACUCUGUGGACGCGGGUGAGGGGCGAGCAGCAGCACUGCUUAAACCCCAAACGCCAAAACACAGUGAGGCUGCUGAAGUGGUACCGAGUAUGGAAAGAGAAAGGCAGGGUUUAUGAAGAAUAAGAGGAAGCAGCAUGAGGAAUGGAGAGGACUCCCUUGGCUGGUGAAGGACCAGGCUCCGCAGAAGAUUAUUUCUCUCACAGACAUAAACCACAAAUUCUAUAUUAUUAUAAAGCACUUUUUACCAAGGGUCAGUUUUUACAUUUUAUAGCCGUCUGCAAAAGGCUUCCAGAUUUCACAAGCAUCUGUUGCACUUCAGAUUUCAUACCCGCCUGCUCUGUACCAAGUCUCAUGCUUUUCAUUUUAAAGAGGUUGGUUUGGGGUUUGUUGGUUUUUUAUUGUUACUCAUUCAUACUUCACUAUGAUUGCAAUCGAGCUUUAUAAGCUCAUUAGACAAACAGUAAUGCUUGUAAAGGUGUUCUACAGCCAUGUCCCUCACCCUUUCGCAGUGGGAAAACUUUGGUGCUGUGGUUGUUUGUCAUGUUUGCAGCCCCCACCUUAGUCUGGCAAAGUGGGGACCAAAGAUGGGUUUGCUGGGGAAGAUGCCACUGCAACAUCGUGGCUGUAGCUGCAGAAGCGAGGUCCCUCAGCACAUCGUCAGAUGAGCGUGAACAUCACUUGUGUACCUCUUCUUUAACGGACUUGAGGUCUUGCUGCAAGGUGAAGUGUACCAUAUCUCCCAUUUAACAUCUCAUGUGUUAGAAAGCAUUUCUAGGUCAUUUUUAUUACUAAGAAAAUGUUUAUUUUUUUCUCCACCUGAAGCUCUUACAGAAAGUUUGUGGCUUCAGUAUUGAGAUAUUUUAAGCUUCAAGACUAUUGUGUAUGAUUUCCUAGAUUUGUAGCAACAAAAAAGCCUUUAAAAAGGUACCUUUUUAUGAAAAAUAUGCUAGGGCAAACAAAUACCUAUAUAUGUUUUAGUCACAAUACCACAUAUUCAUUAUUUUGAAUGUAAUACUUCGAUGUUAAGCAGUGCAUUCCUCUUUUUAAAGUAACAAAACUACCUUUUCAUUUGUAAAUAUACUAUAGGAAGUCUCCCUAUAUUAUCUUGCUGUAUAAUGUACUGUAUUGCUAAAUUAUCAUAUGCUAUUUAAAUGUUUGAAAUAUUUAGAAGGUUGCAUGCAGAUUUCAUAUUUCUUUCUAAGACAAAUGAAAAAAAGUAAUAAAAAUAUAUUUAAAAA